GAAGUAGUCGCUUGCGCAGACAACUGUGGAAUUUACUGAGGAAAAAGAAAACAUAAGCUUGCUGCUCUAAUAUUUCACCGAAAUACAGUCAACAAACGACAACGACUGAACUAUGACGUGUAUUAAGGAGUGAGUGAGGUGUAUCAUACCCCUCCCUAAGGAUGGACAGUUAUUUUAAGGCUGCUGUGUGUGACCUGGACAAGCUGUUGGAUGACUUUGAACUCAAUGCAGAGGGGCUUGAAAACAAGCCUUCCACAUUUGCAAGUCCUUCAUGUCCGGACUCUGCACUUUUCACUGGUCAUCAUGUGGGCCUUCAGAUCUUCAAACCAGAGCAACACACAGUCUCACAAAUACUCCCAGAUGUCAAUGCACUGCACUAUGGACUGUCAUCACAAAGUAUCACCUUAAACCAAAAAGAUUCUUACUCGAAUGAAAGGCCGCUGACAGGUGUGGACCUCCUUUCCUCUGUUGACAGCAGAAGUCUCAAAAGUUCUGCACCUCCUUGUCCAGACCGGUCUUUGAAACCUGUGUGUGACCUGGUGAAUGAUACGGGAUCUGCUAAGCUCCAGCAGGCUGAUAGUCAUGAAGACUUUAAAGAGCUGGAUCUUACUGAGACGCAAGCUGAUGAGGAACUUCUAGUGGACUUUGAGAGUCCAGUUGUAUCUUUCCCAGAUGUUUCUGAGUCCAACUAUGUUGAACAGAAACAUUUCUCUGAGGUUCCUCCAAGUUCCUUCAGUUUGCUCGACGUCAUAUUACCAGCAGCUUCAGACAAGAUUACAGAACCUCAGUAUGCUUCAAGUAACCUUACACAUUUAGAAAGCAAACAUACAGACAUCCAAAGUAGCAUUCUUGAAGACUCAAACUCUGAUGACCCAAACAGUGCUCCAUGUAGUCUAGAGAAUGAGGAAGUUGUUAGAAAUUCAGGUUCUCAUGCUACAGACAAUGACAUUUUGGCAGCUAAUGAAGACCAUGCUGUGUCAUUCCAGUCUGACUCAAUGGAUACUCAACCUUCUGAAGAUGACAAUGUCAAAAAUCUAGAUGAGUCACCAGAAAGUCCCUUUUUGGAGAAGGAACCUUCUCUGUCAUGCUUGCCAAUUGCCGUAUCUAUGUGUGAGUCUCUUGUGGCAUCUUUAGAACCUCAGGAGACAACAGUGCUUGAAACCAAAGAUGAGGCUGAACCGGAAGAAACCUCAGCUAUUCAGGAGGCUGAAGGGUUAAUUCUUCCGUUAGAAGAGCCCGUAGCUCCAUUUUCGCCCAUUAGGCCUGAUUCGUCACCUGAAGAUGAACCCGAGCUGGUCCAGAUCAUGUCUAACUCUGAAGGGGCUUUGGUUGUCUCAGGUCAUUGCCCUAAAAGAAACUUUAAGCGGACCUUAUCCCCGACAGAGAAAAUCAUUUGUAGAGAUUCUUCUCCCUAUUCAGAGAGCCCGAAUUAUUCAUACGAGUUUGGAAUUGCCAACGAUUACCUUCAUGAAAGUGACCAGACCGGGAUGAUGGUAACAGACGAAGAACUAGAUGCCUUUUUAAUGGGUCAAGGUGUGAAAAUCAACUCCGACACAGCCACUGAAAAAUGUGUUGAUGAUGGUUUUUCAGAGUAUAAUGGAGAUGUGGAUGGAGAUGCCUUUUUACAUAGAGAAUUGCAGAGCUGUAAAGUAGAGACGUUUGCUUCACCUGAGAGUGAUGGUUCGCUUCAAUAUUUGGAAGAGAGUGAAGGCUCAAAUAUUUCUUCUUCUUCUCAGGAAAGUAGCCCGUUGAGAACAGACUCCACACAAACAGUUUGCAAGGAAAGCACAUCCAACCCUGUUGCAAUUCAGUCCGUUUGCUCCUCCAACCAAGAAUCAAAUUAUGGAGGUGCAAGACCAAAGCAGUUGUCCGACCAAACCAUACGAUACAAAACAAGCCAGGCUGAAGCCGAUGUGAUUGGCCCAGAGACAGAGACUGUCACUCAAGUUUCCACAGUGGUGCAACCAACUCCCAACCUGGAUGAGCAUAACUCUAAUCACCCUUCUUAUCAGCAAUAUGAGAUCAGUUAUGGUCUCGAAGAGCUCUCAGAACCUCCGCCUUACCCUGGAGAGAUACUGGAGGAUGGGGAACCAUCAGAUCAGCCAGGACAGGAGGCAGAUGGUUUGGGUUCAAAGCAGCCUCCAUGGGUCCCAGAUUCUGAAGCUCCCAACUGCAUGAAUUGUGAGCAAAAGUUUACCUUCACCAAGAGGAGACACCAUUGCCGGGCAUGUGGAAAAGUGUACUGUGCAGGCUGCUGUAACCGUAAAUGCAGACUGAAAUAUCUGGAGAAAGAGGCCAGAGUUUGUGUCAUCUGUCAUGUUACCAUACAGAGAGCUCAAGCCCAUGAGAGAAUGAUGAGCCCCACUGGGCCCAGUCCCAAUCCUAACGUCCCAUCAGAGUACUGCUCCACCAUACCGCCCAUGCAGCAGGCCCGUGCCGACGGCACCCUCAACUCUCCCCCACCUACCGUCAUGGUCCCCGUGUCUGUCCUCAAGCACCCCGGUAAUGACGGUUUUCCACGCGAACAGAAGCACGUGUGGUUUGCUGAUGGUAUUCUGCCUAACGGUGAGGUAGCUGACACCACCAAACUCUCUGUACAGACCAGAAGAUCCUCUCAGGAGUUGAGUCCAGUGACACCAGACCUGUUGGGGACUGAUGGUAAAUUUCCUGGCGAGAGUGGUGAGGGUGUUCAGGGUGCUGGGGUCAGUUCCUACAGUCCUGCUGAGUUGAGCCGCCUGCCCGUCAGGGGUCCGUGGGACUACGCCCUGCUCUGUGGGGUAGGCAGCUGUGUGGAGCGAGGGGUCAGUCUGGUGCCUGAAGAUGAUGAAGGUCUUCCUCCGCUGCUCAUUUCCACAGGAGAGGAGGAAGAUGGGGAUUUAUUAGUCGAGGAACGUCCUGCUGUUUGCCAGAUAUUGCUGCUAUUGGAGGAGGGAGGCCCACGACCUUUGACCUUUGUGCUCAACGCCAAUUUACUGGUUAACGUCAAGCUCGUCACAUAUUGUGGGCGGAGAUGCUGGUGCUUGAGUUCUAAUGGUCUUCAGGGAGUGGGACAGAAGGAGCUGGUGUUUAUAAUUGAGUGUCUCCCAGAAGAAAACAGUCUGCCUAGAGACGUAUUCAACCUCUAUGUUAGUAUAUAUCAGGAAGCACAGAAAGGGAGGUUCAUCGAGCACCUUGGCAACGUGACGUUCACUGACAGUUUUCUGGGCAGUAAAGAUCAUGGUGGCGUGUUGUUCUUCUCUCCCAGUUUUCAGCCGGAGGAUGGUCUGGCUCUGCCGCAGGUCUCUUUCCUCUGUGGGGUUUUGAUUCAGAAGCUCGAGGUUCCCUGGGCCAAAGUGUUUCCCCUCCGACUGCUGCUCACACUGGGGGCGCAAUACAACGUGUAUCCCUGCCCAAUGGUGAGCGUGCGUUUCCGUGAGUCAGUAUUUAAAGAGACGGGACACACCAUCAUGAAUCUGCUCACUGACCUGAGGAACUACCAGUACAGUUUACCGGUGGUGGACGGUCUAAGAGUACACAUGGAGAUGGGCAACAGCUAUAUCGACAUUCCCAAGUCCAGGUUUAAUGAGAUGCUGAAGGUGGUGAACUCCUCCAACGAGCAUGUGAUCAGUUUUGGCGCCUGUUUCAGCACCGAGGCAGAUUCUCACUUGGUUUGCAUGCAGAAUGAGGAUGGAAGCUACCAGACACAAGCCAACAGUGUACCAGGAAAAACCAGGACCGUGACUGGAGCAAGUUUUGUUGUUUUUAAUGGUGCUUUGAAAGCUUCAUCAGGAUUCAUUGCCAAAUCCAGCAUUGUGGAAGAUGGGUUAAUGGUGCAGAUUCCUCCCGAGACCAUGGAGGGCUUGCGGCAGGCGCUCAGAGACCAGACCGACUUCAAGAUCCCCUGUGGAAAGGUGGAUUCUGAAGAAACACGGGAAAAUGUGAAUGUACGCUGGGUCGACUGGACAGCACCAAUCAACACUGGAGUCACCAGUCCAAUAGACGGCAGAUCUCUGGAGGGCAUGUCCAGUGUGAAGAUCCAACAGGAUUCUGAGUUUGAGAUGGAUGGCAGGGUCAUCAGGUGUACUGAGGUCUUCUAUCUGUUGAAGUCCUCAGACGUCUCUUUGUCUGCUGUCCUCACAUCAUCAGCUCAGUUCCAGAUUGAGAUCGCCACCGCCGGCUGCGCAGCUCUCUGUCCACACCUGUCUGUGCUCAUGGCUAUUGGAAUCAACUCUCUCGCACUUAGAGUCUCCACCGACUUGGACAUGGUUGAGUACCAGGCUGGCUCUGGAUGCCGCCUCCUGCCUCAGAAGUAUAUGAAUGAUCUGGACGGGGCCCUGAUACCUGUCAUUCAUGGAGGAAGCUCCUGUGUCCCCCACCAGGCCAUGGACAUGGAGUUUUUCUUCUACAUCACUCAGUGCAUUUGAUGCUGGU
Molecule: messenger RNA, 4410 nt
Organism: Myxocyprinus asiaticus (Chinese sucker)
Lineage: Eukaryota; Metazoa; Chordata; Actinopteri; Cypriniformes; Catostomidae
Product: zinc finger FYVE domain-containing protein 16-like
Exons: 18
Coding region: 162-4403 (1413 amino acids)
Biological process (GO): endosomal transport
Cellular component (GO): early endosome membrane
Molecular function (GO): metal ion binding
Source: RefSeq, a predicted model, not a curated record